CCCAGAGCCGCCUCCCCCUGCUGCUGGCACCCCGAGCUUCCUCCCUCGCCAGCCAGGACGCUGCCGCCUUGUCGCUGCCCGCUGCUCCGCUGACGAGUCUGCAAAAGUGCAACUAAGUGGAGUUGGCCUCUCUGCCCACCUGUGGAAGAAGCUCGCGCCCAUCGAUGCGCCAUCGACUUUUUUUCCCCUUCUGCCUUGCCGGCGUCCCCUCCCACAGAUGCAGCAUCACCCAGUGAAUGUACAUUAGGGUGGUUUCCCCCCCAGCUUCGGGCUUUGUUUGGGUUUGAUUGUGUUUGGCUCCUCGCUAAAGCUGAUUUAUGCAGCAGAAACCCCACCGGCCUCAGAGAAACAAAAGCUCUUUUCUUUGUCCCGGAGCAGGCAGCGGAGCCCUCGCUCCCGUCGCCGCCCCGAGCCCGCGGCUGCCGAAGGAGGUGUUUCUCGCAGAGACCGCGGGACCUGCCGUGCCGAGCCGGGAGGGCCGCGGGGCCCCUGAGAUGCCGAGGGGCGCCUGGGCCCGCGUACCUGCACCGCUCACUCGGAGCCGCGGGGUCCGCCUGCCGGGCCUGCGGGAAACGUCCUAGCGACACUCGGCCCGCAGGCCCCGAGGUGCGCCCAGGAGGCGCAAGCGCGCGUCCUCCGUCCGGAAAGCAGCCAGGCGGCGGGCGUGGGGCGGGCUGCUUUGCAUUAUGUGCGGCUCGGCCCUGGCUUUUUUUACCUCUGCGCUGGUCUGCCUGCAAAACUGCUGGCGAGGUUCUGCCUCGUUGCUCCGGGCGGCCUGGGUGUUUUCACUUGUUCUUGGACUGGGCCAAGGUGAAGACAACCGAUGUACCUCCUCCAAUGCCGCAUCGUGCACCAAGUGCCUUGCGCUGGGUCCAGAGUGUGGAUGGUGUGUUCAAGAGGAUUUUAUUUCAGGUGGAUCAAGAAGUGAACGCUGUGAUACAGUUUCCAAUUUAAUAAGCAAAGGCUGCUCAGUUGAUUCAAUAGAAUACCCGUCUGUGCAUGUAAUUAUACCAACUGAAAAUGAAAUUAACACCCAGGUGACACCGGGAGAAGUAUCGAUCCAGCUGCGUCCAGGAGCUGAAGCGAAUUUUAUGCUGAAAAUUCAUCCUCUGAAGAAAUAUCCUGUGGAUCUGUAUUAUUUGGUGGAUGUCUCAGCAUCAAUGCACAAUAAUAUAGAAAAAUUAAAUUCUGUUGGAAAUGAUUUAUCUAGAAAAAUGGCAUUUUUCUCCCGUGACUUCCGCCUUGGAUUUGGCUCCUAUGUUGAUAAAACAGUUUCCCCAUACAUCAGCAUUCACCCUGAAAGGAUUCAUAAUCAAUGCAGUGAUUACAAUUUAGACUGCAUGCCUCCCCACGGGUACAUUCACGUGCUGUCUUUGACGGAGAACAUCACAGAGUUUGAGAAAGCAGUUCACAGACAGAAGAUCUCUGGAAACAUAGACACACCAGAAGGAGGCUUCGAUGCCAUGCUUCAGGCGGCCGUCUGUGAGAGUCAUAUUGGAUGGAGAAAGGAAGCCAAAAGAUUGCUGCUGGUGAUGACAGACCAGACAUCUCAUCUUGCUCUUGAUAGCAAAUUGGCAGGCAUAGUGGUGCCCAAUGACGGAAACUGCCAUCUGAAGAACAACGUCUACGUCAAGUCCACGACCAUGGAACAUCCCUCACUAGGCCAACUUUCAGAAAAAUUAAUAGACAACAACAUUAAUGUCAUUUUCGCAGUUCAAGGGAAACAAUUUCAUUGGUAUAAGGACCUUCUACCCCUUUUGCCAGGCACUAUUGCUCGUGAAAUAGAAUCAAAGGCUGCAAAUCUCAAUAAUUUGGUAGUAGAAGCCUAUCAGAAACUCCUUUCAGAAGUGAAAGUCCAGGUGGAAAACCAGGUUCCAGGCGUCUAUUUUAACAUCACCACCAUCUGUCCAGAUGGGACGAGAAAGCCAGGCACAGAGGGAUGUGGAAACGUGACGAGCGAUGAUGAAGUUCUUUUCAACGUAACUGUUACAAUGAAAACAUGCGAUGUCACAGGAGGAAAAAAUUAUGCAAUAAUCAAACCUAUUGGUUUCAAUGAAACCACUAAAAUUCACAUACACAGAAAUUGCAGCUGUCAGUGUGAGGACAACAGCAGACCUACAGGAAAGUACGUGGAUGAAACUUCUCUGGAUUCCAAGUGUUUCCAGUGUGAUGAGAAUAAAUGUCAUUUUGAAGAAGACCAACUUUCUUCCGAGAGCUGCAAGUCACACAGAGAUCAACCCGUUUGCAGUGGGCGAGGUGUUUGUGUUUGUGGUCAAUGCGUAUGUCAGCAAAUGAAGUUUGGAAAAGUAUAUGGAAAAUACUGUGAAAAAGAUGACUUUUCUUGUCCAUAUUACCAUGGAAAUCUGUGUGCUGGGCAUGGAGAGUGUGAAGCGGGCAGGUGCCAAUGCUUCAGUGGCUGGGAAGGGGACCGGUGCCAGUGCCCAUCAGCAUCAGUCCAGCAGUGUGUCAACUCGAAGGGCCAAGUGUGCAGCGGAAGAGGCACAUGUGUGUGUGGCAGGUGUGAGUGCACCGACCCCAGGAGCAUCGGCCGCUUCUGUGAACACUGCCCCACCUGCCAUACAGCCUGCAAGGAAAACUGGAAUUGUGUGCAAUGCCUUCACCCUCACAACCUGUCCCAAGCUAUUCUUGAUCAGUGCAAAUCGUCCUGUGCCCUCAUGGAGCAGCAGUAUGUGGACCAGACCUCAGAAUGUUUCUCUAGCCUGAGCUACUUGAGAAUAUUUUUCAUCAUAUUCAUAGUUACAUUCUUGAUUGGGUUGCUUAAAGUCCUCAUCAUUAGACAGGUGAUACUACAAUGGACUAGCAAUAAAAUUAAGUCCUCAUCAGAUUACAGAGUGUCAGCUUCAAAAAAGGAUAAGUUGAUUCUGCAGAGUGUUUGCACCAGAGCAGUAACCUACCGACGUGAGAAACCCGAAGAAAUAAAAAUGGAUAUCAGCAAAUUGAAUGCUCAUGAAACUUUCGGGUGCAACUUCUAAAAAACGAUCUUAAAAUAACUUUCUGCAAAACUGGAUUUUUUUAAAAAAAUAAUUGCUCCUAAAAUUUAUAAUUGUAAAAGUCACAGGAGGAGACAAAUUGCUCCAGAUCAUGCCGGGGCCGGUUGGACCCUCGAAUGAAGACCGACAGGCAUCCUCAUCAUCAUGUGACUCCCACAGCUGCUGAAUUUUCCAGAGAAAAAUGUGUCUUACUACUGUUUGAGACUAGUGUCUUUGUAGCACUUUACUGUAUUAUAUAACUUAUUUAGAUCAGCAUAGAAUGUAGAUCAUCUGACGAGCACUGAUUACACUUUACAGGUACCUGUCAUCCCUACGCUUCCCAGAGAGAGACAAUGCCGUGAGACUUUGGCAUUGUGUCACUACAAGGGUACAAGCCAUCCCCGCACCAAACAUGUGGAUGAGAAAAAUACUUAAACAGUGAUAUACAAAUGCUGCCAAACACUGCAAGCAUUGGUAGGUGACUAGACAAGAACAGCUAGAUGAAGAAAUGGUUAGCAUUUCACUCAGCCCAGAGGUGAACAGAUGGAACCUUAACUAAGGAUAUUGCUUUUGAAACUAGUUUCAUGCAUGUGUGUUUACGUUUCUCUUCUUUUUACAAGAUGGAUGUUGAUUCCAGCGUUCUCUCCUGAGUUGAUGUUUUGUUUUUCUUCCUUACAGGAUACAUUAAUAUUUAUCACAGAUGACUGGAUUAAAUAAGUGCUAAGUUACUACUGCCAUAGAAACCUAAUAAUUCAAGGUCACUUUAUUAGAAUACUGGUUUGAAAAGUUGAAUGUUAA
Otolemur garnettii (small-eared galago) is the source of this 3788-nucleotide messenger RNA. It is a transcript of the gene ITGB8, whose product is annotated as integrin subunit beta 8. The coding region runs from base 687 to 2993 and encodes 768 amino acids. Gene Ontology annotation, molecular function: integrin binding. The record is from RefSeq and is a predicted model, not a curated record. Gene Ontology annotation, biological process: cell adhesion mediated by integrin; cell migration; integrin-mediated signaling pathway. NCBI's taxonomy places the organism in Eukaryota, Metazoa, Chordata, Mammalia, Primates, Galagidae. The transcript is spliced from 14 exons. Gene Ontology annotation, cellular component: focal adhesion; cell surface; integrin complex.